GGGCCGGUAGAUGAUCCGGGUGUUUAUCAGCGCUCGAUUCUUUGCCUGUUUCGAACAGCGGAAGAACGAUCAAACGAUUUUGACUAUACAAUUUCCGUAUCGAUGUUGGAAAUUUAUAAUGCAAAAAUUCGGGAUUUGUUAUCGAAAAACAAGAACAGUCUAUCUAUACGAAUAGGAGACACUGGUGCUUUGGAAAUUCCAGGCCUGCUUUCAUUCAGCGUAAAUACUCUGCAAGAAGUACAAGAAGUGCUGGAAAGAGGUCGACUUAAUCGGGCAAGCACAGCGACCGACUUAAAUGACCACUCGAGCCGUUCGCACGCCAUUGUUCGAGUUCAUGUUCUUGCUGUUAAUCGCACAACCGGCGCUGUCUCAGAAAGCCGCCUAAAUCUAGUGGAUUUGGCUGGUUCGGAACGAGUCAGUCAGUCCGGUGCCACAGGUCAACAGCUCAAGGAAGCCCAGUUCAUCAACCGGUCACUGUCGGAGCUUGGCAACGUUGUCAAUGCACUUCGUCAACGACAGCAACACAUUCCAUUCCGAAAUUGUCAGCUGACACAUGGAGAGAGCAAAACGCUGCUGAUUGUGCAGCUCGCUCCAGACAUGUCUGCUAUCCAGGAAACCGUUAGCAGUCUUAUUUUUGCGGAUAAGGUGAGCAAGGUGCAGACAAGGAACAUGAACGGCAAAAACUUACAACUUGGCUAUAGUUCCUUGUCGACGCCAUCAGGAUCAACGAGGUUACGGAUUUCUAAUAAUUUUGCGGGUAUACUUUGGUGA
This is a messenger RNA of Gongylonema pulchrum, 771 nucleotides long. NCBI's taxonomy places the organism in Eukaryota, Metazoa, Nematoda, Chromadorea, Rhabditida, Gongylonematidae. The record is from the annotation of a GenBank genome assembly.